This is a messenger RNA of Episyrphus balteatus (marmalade hoverfly), 578 nucleotides long. RefSeq names its product 40S ribosomal protein S12 (gene RpS12). The transcript is spliced from 4 exons. NCBI's taxonomy places the organism in Eukaryota, Metazoa, Arthropoda, Insecta, Diptera, Syrphidae. The coding region runs from base 76 to 495 and encodes 139 amino acids. Gene Ontology annotation, cellular component: cytosolic small ribosomal subunit; ribosome. Gene Ontology annotation, molecular function: structural constituent of ribosome. The record is from RefSeq and is a predicted model, not a curated record. Gene Ontology annotation, biological process: translation.
GGUAGAUUGGCAGCACCGCCUCUUCUCUUUCUUUCCGGUUGUCAAAAAGUUAUAAGACGACAUAAAUAGCUAAAAAUGGCCGACGUUGAUGUAGAUGUUCCCUCAGCUGCCCCAGUUAUUGGAGGUGCCAUGGAUAUCAACACAGCCUUGCAAGAGGUUUUGAAGAAAUCCUUGAUUGCCGAUGGAUUGGUUCAUGGAAUUCACCAAGCCUGCAAAUCUCUUGACAAACGUCAAGCUGUUCUUGCUAUCUUGGCCGAAUCAUUCGAAGAACCCUUGUACAAGAAAUUGAUCACAGCCUUGUGUCAUGAACAUCAAAUUCCAUUGAUCCGCGUCGAUUCACACAAGAAACUCGGCGAAUGGUCUGGUCUGUGCAAGAUCGACAAAGAAGGCAAACCACGUAAGGUUUGCGGUUGCUCUGUCGUUGUCAUCAAGGACUUCGGUGAGGAAACCCCUGCUCUUGAUGUUGUCAAGGAGCACCUCAGACAAAACAGUUAAACUACAUUCUACUGAGGUUAAGAGCAUUUUUUUUUAAUAAAAAGAACUAAGAAAACAAAACUUAUGUGAAGAUGUGAAAUUGA